AUGCUAUGGGAUGCCUCACUCGCUUCACAGCUCCCUGAAUCACCUUUAACCUCUGGUAAAACUCUAAGCCAGCCGCAACGUGCCAUGAUUCGGGAGUCUGCAAAGCGCGGGGUUCCUCUGAGAAAACUUGCUGCUUACCACAAUAUAUCACGGCAGACAGUCAAGCGUGUGGUGAGCAAAGCAAGUGUGGGUGACUCACGCUGGGAGGAUGAUCACGUCCUCUCGAUACCUUGGAGUAACUUUAUCAACCUCACAGAUGACAGUGAAGUCCCUACUAUUCACACAUUUGGAACCAAUGUGCUAAGACAAAUUUCUACGAGGGCAGCACGCAAAGCUUCGGGCUCAUCAACAGAAAAUAUAAUCCCGAAGAUAGAAGAAACCCUGUCCCAGAUAGGCUUCAGAGAACGUUCCUUGACCCUGCGAUCAUCGGCACUUGCCAGCUCAAUGGAUGAUAAUGAAGCCAAGGAAGGGAGAAAACGUCGCCUUGAAUUUGACUUCGUGUCAAUUCAACCUCAUCCCUCGAAGCCAAGGCUGUCUUCGUCAAUUGGGCAGUCCCUUGCGGGCCCUUUCGAGGAGACCAUCAUGCCUCCUGAAAUCGGCGGCACACGUACAGAGGUGCCGCAUCAAGCGAUCCGAGAUUUCCUCAGUGAACUCAGAUUGGAAGAGUCCAAUGUACUUGCUUUGACCGAGCAAGGUGUCCGUACAGCGGAUGAUCUAGACGACCUGGGACGCAUGUCCCGAGAGUCGUUAGACAUCCUGGGCAACGAGCUCAAAGAGCAUGGCUUCACGGCGUUCGACUUUGUGAAAAUGUACGACGCUCUGCGUAAACGGGUCCAGGUCCAUGGACGCUAA
Heterobasidion irregulare TC 32-1 is the source of this 852-nucleotide messenger RNA. RefSeq lists its product as uncharacterized. Bases 1 to 852 code for a protein of 283 amino acids. NCBI's taxonomy places the organism in Eukaryota, Fungi, Basidiomycota, Agaricomycetes, Russulales, Bondarzewiaceae. The transcript is spliced from 4 exons. The record is from RefSeq and is a predicted model, not a curated record.